AAGCUCACAGUUGUAAUCCUGGCACAUCCCAUUAGCGCUCAACAAGGAAAGUAAUGGAAAGAUGUGCGUUUUGAGAAGAACUUUGCCGGGACAGACUCAAUGUCAUAAAGCCGGAUUCACUUGGGAAGUUACUUUCUAGGCAGCAGGGAUGAUUGGGUUUUACAGUGGUAAAUAUAAAGAUGUUUAACAGUUUAAUUUAAGAGGCAGGGUCCUGAUGGGCUGCACAAUGAGUCUGGCCUAUCCGGUGGAUGAACCAUGUAGUACUCCACUUGAUCCAUACCCUCUGCCACAAGACAACAGUGAAAUCAUGUUAGAGCCUGAGGGAUUAGCUUCAAGUUCCCACACUUUCAAGACCAAGACCUUCAAGAAACCUAAAACGUGUGUUACCUGCAAACAGGUCAUCACCAAAGAGGGUGUUUCAUGUAGAGUUUGCAGAUUUUCUUGUCACAAGAAAUGCGAAUCAAAGGUGGUGACUCCGUGCUUGCCCCUGGUCAACUAUGAACUGGCUCCUGGCACCUUUUCAAAGACUUCAUCUUUCAGUUACGAUAAAUUGUCUCAAAGUGUGGACUUGGAUCACAUUAUGGAAGAAGGAUAUGAAUUGGACCUCACCUAUAUCACAGAACGCAUUAUUGCAGUUUCAUUCCCUUCUGCCUGCACUGAAGAGACAUACCUUCACAACUUGCAGGAUGUAACACGGAUGCUUAAGUCAAAACAUGCCGACAACUAUUUGGUAUUUAACCUUUCAGAAAAAAGAUAUGAUCUUUCCAAACUUAACCCCAAGAUUAUGGAUGUUGGCUGGCCUGACCUUCAUGCCCCACCACUUGAUAAAAUGUGCACCAUUUGCAAAGCCAUGGAAAAUUGGCUUAACAACGAUCCCCAGCAUGUGGUUGUAAUUCACUGCAGAGGUGGCAAAGGAAGAAUUGGAGUUGUGAUUUCUUCUUACAUGCAUUUCACCAAUAUCUCUGCAAGUGCGGAUCAAGCAUUGGAUCGGUUUGCAAUGAGGAAGUUUUACGAUGAUAAAGUUUCAGCAUUAAUGCAACCCUCACAAAAAAGAUAUGUACAGUUUCUAAGUGGCCUACUGUCAGGCUCCAUGAAAAUGAACACUUCUCCCCUUUUCCUGCACUUUGUCAUCCUUCAUGGAAUACCAAGUUUUGAUAGUGGAGGAGUAUGUCGACCAUUUUUGAAAAUCUACCAGGCUAUGCAGCCAGUGCACACUUCUGGAAUCUAUAAUGUUGGACCAGAGAACCAGAGCAGGAUAUGCAUUGCCAUAGAACCAGCUCAGCUGCUGAAGGGUGAUAUAAUGGUUAAAUGUUACCACAAAAAAUUUCGAUCUGCCACCCGUGAUGUGGUUUUCCGACUACAGUUCCACACAGGGGCAGUGCAAGGUUUUGGCCUAGUAUUUGGAAAAGAAGAUCUCGAUAAUGCUAACACAGAUGACCGAUUUCCAGAAUAUGGAAAAAUUGAAUUGGUAUUUUCUGGUAGUCCAGAGAAAAUACAAGGCUUGGAGCAUUUGCAGAAUGACCAUGGUGUGACAGUUGACUACAACACAGCAGACCCACUGAUUCGCUGGGACUCUUAUGAAAAUAUUAGUGCUGAUGGAGAAGUACCCCAUACACAAGGACCUGUAGAUGGCAGCCUGUAUGCUAAAGUGAGAAAAAAGAGCUCAUCUGACUGUGGAAUGCCAGUAGUAAUCCAUGGAGUUCCAGUGAUAAGUAGCACUGAUCAUAAUGACCACACCUUGUCGGUGAGCAGUGAUUCUGGCCAUUCCACAGCCUCAAUACGGACAGACCGAACUUUUGGAACCAAACAAGGGCUUAGUCAGCAGGAGAAAGCAGAAUUGGAUCGUUUAUUGAGUGGAUUUGGACUAGAACACCCAGCUCCCUCUAACGAGAUGUCAGAGGGAAAACAGCUGGGAGGAGUGCAGCACGUUGUACCAGCCCAGGUGCAUGUCAAUGGGGAAGCAAAACAAAGAGAAAGGGAGACAGAUAUUUUGGACGAUGAAAUGCCUAAUCAUGAUCUGCAUAGUGUUGACAGUAUAGGGACACUGUCAUCAUCUGAAGGCCAGCAUUCAAACCACCUUAGUCACUUUGGCUUCCAUAAGAGUAGUCAGAACUCCUUGCUCUCUGAUGGCUUUGGUAGUAAUACAGGAGAUGAUCAGCCUAUUCCCAUCGCUCCAGAUUUGGGCAUCAGUGUGGAUGUUUAUGAAAGAAACUACACUGAUAACAAACAAACUUAUUUACCCCAAAGAAAUGCAAAUGUUUCCAUGAACCCACCUAAUAAGCCUCAUGUAUUUGGACAGAUUGGCUAUUCUACACAAACAUGGGUCCGUCAGCAGCAGAUGGUGGCUGCCCAGCAGUAUACAUACUCGCCCACUGAAAAUGAUGUAAGAUUCUCUCCGGAAAACAAGCAAAAUAAAAAUGAAGUACAGAUUAAACUUCCUGAUGCCCCUACAAGGAGUAACAGCAGCAGGGAUGCAGUACAGAGAGCUUUAGUUGUUGGGUCGAUUCCUGUUCCCAGCACCACCUCUUCAGACUCCAAUGGCUUGGAAAUUUCUGGAAAGGAAGAGGAUUUGCCUUCGUCUCCUACAAUGGACAUUGACCAGUCUAUUGAACAACUGAACCAGCUGAUAAUGGACCUUGACCCAACAUUUGUCCCCAUUCCAACCCGAGUAAAUUCUAUAAAGAAAGCAGGAAUGAGUCAAGUCAACAGACCGACAUUGUUUAAAGACAUUGAAGUUUCUGGUACCAAUGGUGUGAAUGCCCCAGUUCAAGAGGACAGAUCAACAGUUCUUCAAAAUGUCAACCAAACAGCUGUGCGACACAGUGAUGUAAUGAUGUCCAGGACAAGAAAACUAAGCAUUGGAAAGUAUGAUAACGAAAGCACUGGACACUCAAUGUUUGGAAGACCUGAAUGGGUGAAAAGUGAUAAAUCUGAUAAUAUGCAAUUUUAUGGUUUAGAAUUGCAAACAGCAGAGCUAAGUAUGCAAAGGUAUGAGGAUGGUAAUGAUGAAAUUGAUGGCAGAAUCAUGUCUCCCAUUUUAACUGGGAAUGAAAUGGUCCCUCCGACACCUGCCUUUCCUGUAUCACCUCCAACACCCUAUGUGAAGGGCUCUCCUGAUUUUUCUGAACUGAGACAAAAUGAAAAGUUCGUUGGAAACCAUUCUGAAAUGUACAGGCUGGUGCCAGAAUCCAGGAGUUUCAUGGAAAGCAUAAGCAAUACAGGGGUUGUAUCAGACAACCAAGUGGGUGUUAUGUACCGAUCUGACGUUCAGAGAGAAUCAACACCCUGUCAACGAAAAUUUGGAUCCAUAUGUUCAGUGUCAAGUGGUAGUCCGGGUCCGAAUGUGGAAAGCCCCUUAUCAACUGGACUGCCUUGGGCAGAGAACAACUCCAAGACCCCUCUUUCUCACCAAUCAUCCUUGACUGGUAUGAGCAGAUCCAAUACCCACUACCUUGGAUCAUCAGAAUUUUCAGUUGGCUCUGUCAGUCCUAGCCUUGACUCUCCUGUUUCACCACAGUAUCUAACAUCUCCAGUCACUUCAAAUGGUCACAAUUCGUCCAUUGUUUCUCAGAAUUGCAGGCAGAAUUGUACCACUGCAAAAGCUUGCCUAAGCCACAGUAACAGCCUUACUAUGGGAAACGGAAAACAGUUUGAUGUACAGCAUGGAUCAGCUGUCAUUAGCUUCCCUAUUGGUGCAAACUCUACCUGCGGUGGGCAUACACAAACUUCAGACAUGAUGGACAAUCUGAACCACCAGAAAACUUUGCAUUCAUCAGGUGGGGGACUUAAUCAGCACUCCCCAUCUCUCAGACAUGCAACAAUGAACAUAUUGUCACAGCCCCCUUUACCUGAAAAGAAGCGGAUAUCAGAAGGAGAGCGUUCUUUUUGUUCAAUCUCUCCUUCUUCGAGUGGUUUUUCUAGUCCUCACAGUGGGAGCACCAUGAGCAUUCCAUUCCCAAGUGUUCUUCCAGAUUUUUCCAAAGUCUUAAGCUCCUCACCUGUAACAGAUAUUUUUACAAACAAACCUGUAACUGUAAAGUUUGUUCAGGACACAUCAAAAUUCUGGUAUAAGCCAGAUAUCUCACGAGAUCAAGCUAUUGCAGUAUUAAAAGAUAAGGAGCCAGGUUCAUUCAUUGUUCGUGACAGCCAUUCAUUCCGAGGGGCAUAUGGAUUGGCAGUGAAAGUGGCAACACCUCCUGCAUCUGUUCUCCAGCAAAACAAGAAAGUGGGAGAUUUAUCAAAUGAACUUGUCCGACAUUUCUUGAUUGAGUGCACUCAAAAAGGAGUGAGAUUGAAGGGUUGCCCAAAUGAACCAUAUUUUGGGAGUUUGACAGCUUUGGUUUGCCAACAUUCCAUAACGCCCCUGGCACUGCCUUGCAAGCUCAUCAUUCCAGACAGAGACCCUCUCGAAGAUGCUGUUGAUUCGAUGUCACAGUCUGCAACAAACUCUGCUGCUGAACUUCUUAAGCAAGGAGCAGCUUGCAAUGUCUGGUAUUUGGGUUCUGUGGAAAUGGAGUCAUUAACUGGAUAUCAAGCUGUUCAAAAGGCCACAAGUAUGACUCUCGUUAUGGAUCCUCCCCCUGCUUCCACUGUGGUGCACUUUAAAGUGUCAACUCAAGGAAUAACACUCACAGACAAUCAGAGGAAACUCUUCUUCAGGAGACAUUAUACAGCCAACACUGUUAUAUUCUGUGCCUUGGACCCUGAUGAUAGAAAGUGGACUAAAGAUGGUGGUUUGGCAAAAAUUUUUGGAUUUGUGGCAAGAAAGCAAGGAAGUGCCACUGAUAAUAUAUGCCAUCUUUUUGCCGAGCAUGACCCAGAGCAGCCAGCCAGUGCCAUUGUCAACUUUGUAUCCAAAGUAAUGAUUGGGUCACAGAAAAACAAAUAAAUCUGAUGAACAUACAACUCAGGAUUUUUUGUUUCUUUUUAUUUGUAAAACAAAAGGACAGUUUGUUUUAAAGAAGAUGGCUAACGGCUGAAGAAGAUGGUAUGCGUAAAGUCAGUUAUGGAAAGAGUCUGAGGUACAAGAGACAGAAGAAAGUACGUGGUCUGCAUCAUGUCACUGUACAGAGUGUUCUUUAACUUCACACGGCUGAGACAAAGUUAUGUUUUAUUAAGGUGAAGGGAACCUGGUGAGGUUUACAUUUGUUUCAUGUGUUUGGUUUAUAAAGACAACAGGUUGAUUCAAGAUGAUUAAGGAUUUUUAAAAUAUACUGUAAAUUGUAUUUAUUUUCCAAUAUUUGUAUUAGCCUGCUGCCAGUAAUUAUUAGUAGUAGUUGUUUUUACUAACCAUUUUCAUUUAAACCAACAUUUCCUCCCUCACGGUUACUAAAUGCGAAGGUCAACACUCCAGAACACCUUUUAUUGUCAAAUGCAAUAAUAGUCCAUUCUUUUGACAAAUGUUUUGUUGGAGUUGGAUGGAGCAAAACGGAGUUCGGUCUACUUUUGGAAAUUCUAUGCAACAGUAAUCUGUGACAACAAGUAAAACAAUAGUCUAAGCUGAGGACCAUAUCACCUAUAAUAUUUGCUUAUGUUACUAAAAUAUUGUACCUUGAAUUAAAAAAUAACAAAAACCUAGUUCACAGCGUCAUGUAUGUCUAUGCAGAAAUAUAUUUUCAUAUAAACAAAAACCAAAAAAAUUGUGCAAAGGCAUACUAUGUUAGUGAAAGUAAAGUCUCUAAUUCAGUGAUACGACUUUUACAAUCCUCUGCGUGGCUGAAGGCAAGAUUUUUUUUUUUUUUUUUUUUUUUUAUAUAUAUAUAUAACUGCAAUGAUUUUGCAACAGUAAUGUUGAAUAAAAGGAACAGAUGUUGUAAAACGUAAUAUGCACCUCUCUUAAGCUAGAGAAUGGCUUUGAGCCUCUCAAACUCUUUCUGUCUUUGUGUUGAUUACCUGGGCAUACGAUUCAACAUAUCUGGUAAGGACAUUUGCUGCUAUCGGAAAUGAAGCAACUGUGCGGCUGAAAGUACGCAGUCUUGCUUUGUUACCAGCCAUUGAUUUUGAACAAAUCAUAUGUAAUGAAUAAUAAAAAUAAAUUUUAUUUUAAAGAAUAAAUUACAUUCAGUAGUGAUAGCCUAGGGCCAGUGCAGAUAAUAAUUCUAUCAAAACCUAAUGCUGAAUCAACAGGAACAUAUUGUCUGCCUAAAAAUCCAUUCCCGUUAGGCAAGUAUCAUUUUGUGUCCUGUUAUAGCAGCGCUGCACACCUGCCAUAUAUUUCAACAAAAUAUGAGAAUACAUUUAUUAUAGCUGUGUAGAUAAUUUGAGACAAAACUGAAUGAGACAUGAAAUCAUUUUCAUGCCAAAGAAAGAGUUCUACAGCACUUUCAGCUGUAAUAUAACAGAAAUUUCUACUUAAAUACAGUAUAUUCAUGUUUUAGUAAUCACAGUAUCGUGAUAUAUUUGUAUUGUUAUGAUCUACAGUGUUAAAUAAAAAUGCCACAGAAUAUGUUUAUGAACAUUUUACUUUUAUUUUAAACUGUAUUUUUAAUGUUUAUAAACUGCAUUUUCUUCUAAACA
Molecule: messenger RNA, 6516 nt
Organism: Polypterus senegalus (gray bichir)
Lineage: Eukaryota; Metazoa; Chordata; Cladistia; Polypteriformes; Polypteridae
Product: tensin-3-like
Exons: 31
Coding region: 215-4888 (1557 amino acids)
Biological process (GO): dephosphorylation
Molecular function (GO): protein binding; phosphatase activity
Source: RefSeq, a predicted model, not a curated record